GACAUACAGACUGCAGUCAUGACGUGCUGCUGGCGCUGCUGUGUUUAUGUGCGAGUUGUUUGGCACAUUCGAUAGCAACAGCGCAGCACGUAAUCUCUUUUGAAAACGCGCAGACAGUACAUCCGCCGGCCAGUGGAUAAGGUGCAUCGUAGUGAGGGGAAAGCUGGUGCCACGCAGGAGAUCGCAAAACAAUACUCGCUCAUCCGGUGUAGCAUCACACACACACACACACACACACACACCAUGUCGACUGUGCAUAUUGCCCGCAUCAUGCACGACUUCCUGCACCGCGGGGUGGAAAGAGAGUUGGACAAGUCCCCGCCCGGCGAGGAAUUCUACCAGCUCGAAAGCCCACCGCACGCGGCCAACCUGCUGGCGUUCGCGCUCGGCCAGCUGCAGCCGGGCUCGUCGGGCUGGAAGACGAUGGAGGACAUGGGGCGGCCGGACCUGCUGCCCGACCGGAAGCUGUACAAGCGGCUGGAACAGAUCGUGCUCCGCAUGCCGACGCUCGAGUUCCAGCUCAUCCCGCUGGUAAUGCAGGUGGACGGCGAGCUGCAGUCGAGCUUCCUGAUGCGCAUACGGAAAGCGGCCCGCUCAGCCGACUGCGUGUACGUCGAUCUGGCCAACCGCAAGUACGACCGGUUUGCGCAGUUUAUCGCGUCGAACACGCUGCCCGCCUGCGUGCUGUGGGUGCCGCAGGAUGGCCGCCUGCGCUAUGCCGUGCAGGCCGGUGCACCCUACCCGAUGCUGACGAUCGAACGGCACCGGAUCGAGCGUGUGGCCGACACGUUCCGCAACAUUACGACCGUCGGGACGGUGGUUGGGUCGGUGCUGUCGAUGACACCGCUCGGGCCGGCGGUAGGGCUGCCGCUGCUGGUGCUGUCCACCGCUGCCAGCAGUGGCUUCUCCCUCUCGAGCCUGGUCGAUGGCUGCAAGCACGAGAGCGGCAAGGUGGUGACUGGCCGCGCCGUCGCCCUCGCCUUCAGCCUGACCUCGUUUGCCGGCGCCGGGCUGACGGCGGCCUGUCGGGUGGAGAAGCUGCGCCGGCUGAUACCGGCCGACCGGCUGGUGCAGCUCGAACGGGCGGAAAAGCUGCUGAGCGGUGGGCUAAAGAAGGUGGCCACGGGCAGUAUCGCCUCGACGGUAGUCGGUACGGUGUGCGGCUGGAAAACGCUCUCCACCAGCGAGCAGAUCGAGCUCGGGGCAUUGCUGUGCUUCGCCUACCGGGAGUCCUUUAGCUGGGCCGUGGUGGAGCGGCUCAUCUGCACGAUGCAGCUGGACGGUGUGGUAAAGUUCUUCUGCACCACCUGCCCUAAUCUAGCGUACGACCUGGUGCGCGUGAAGAUCCGUGGCACACAGGCGGAGCGCUACCUGCAGCUGGUCGUCGACUUUCUCGAAAAGCAGGUGAGCUUCACGGUGGACGAUAAUUUCACCACGAUCAAGCUGUUCGGCUACACGCUGCAGUUCGACACGAUGUUCUCCAUCGACUGGGAGCAUCUGAAGAAGGUGCUGCUGUUUCUGCAAUCGUGCAGGAGCGAGAUCGGCAAUGUGUGCCGCUCGGUCGGGCAACCGCUGACGCAGGACACGCUCGCCGAUGUGGUGCGUCUGCUGCAGCUGGUCAAAAGUCUGCCGGACGUUGCGUGCGACGUGACCAAUUGCAUUACCCUCGGCCGGGGGCAUUGCUUUUCGUUCGCAACCGUGCGCGCACUCAUGUCCGGGGCGGAAGGGCUGAACCGUACGGAGCUGCUAAAGCAGCUCGCUGCCUUCGAUCACGAUCGGACGGCAGCGUUAAACGAGCUGCGCAAAUCCGGUUCCAUCGAGGGCGGCGAUCUGGCACUGUUUCGCUGGCUCGGUUGCCAACCGUCCGCCGACUACAACGACGCACUGGCCGCGCUGGAGCACCUGGCCAAGCUGGGGGUAGGCUCGCUCAAGUUCGAGCACACGCGGAUCGUCGUGAGUGCGCUGUGCGCGUUCGAGGCGAAACCGUUCCUGGCGGUGCCCGUCCAUCUGCGUGCCCUCCUGCUGCGGGACGAACGCUUCCUGGCCCUCUGUAACGGGGCCAAUCCGGAGCUGCUGCCACGGGCGAACCGUGCCUGGAUCCGCACUGUCACUGCCGGUGACGAUACGCUCCGGCAGCUGGAAACGAUCGACCUGCUGAAGGAACUGUUCGCGUGCGCCACCGACACCCAUCCACCGCUGACGCUGGCCGACGCCCUGGACUAUGCGCUCGGCUUUGAGGACGGUACCGUGCCGCAGGUGUACUACCGCGUGCUGGCGCUCUGGAAGCAGUGCACCACCGUCAGCUCGCCGCCUAAAGCAACGUGCAAGGCACGCUUUCUCCGACUGCUCGAGGAAGUGCACUUGCUUCACAUGGACCGAUACUUUGCGUUCAACCUUAAGCGUGGUGCCGACGGACCGAUGGGCGACGAGGCCGAGCUGAUCGGCGAAGUUCGCAAGAUGCUUCCGACAGCGGAGGCAGCAGGCAGCGGCACGGGUACGCUAUGCUUCGGACCGCCGGAACGGGCUGCCUGCUGGUUGGAGCUGAUUCCCGCACUGCGCAACGAUUGGAGCCGCAGCCGCAUCUACCAAGCGCUCAGCGCUCUUCUUACCUACGGCACUGCGGUCGUGCUGAAGCAGCGCGAUAAAACCCUCGAGCAGCAGCAGCAGUACGUGGAAUUGGCGGGCAAAAAAAUGCUCAUGUUUGCCCGGGGCGAUAGUCGCGUGGUGAUCGAGGUGUUGCUACCGGCGGAAAACGACAAUGGAAUGCACCGUGCCUCGUUUUAUCUGUGCGGAAGUGCCUUCGGUGGUGCUGACGGACGGCCAGCAUAACAUCGAACUGUGAGACAAGCGCGUGCCUUAAUCUGUGGUUGCUUUGAUUCUUUGUUUGUUUGGAACGUCUUUUUUUUAGAGUAACAUGUUUAUCACAAACUGCUCGAUUGUCCAUUUCAUACCAAAAUAGUCUUAAUAAAGUAACAUAUCUUAUCUUUUA
Messenger RNA from Anopheles arabiensis, 2989 nucleotides. RefSeq lists its product as uncharacterized. NCBI's taxonomy places the organism in Eukaryota, Metazoa, Arthropoda, Insecta, Diptera, Culicidae. The record is from RefSeq and is a predicted model, not a curated record. Bases 244 to 2829 code for a protein of 861 amino acids. The transcript has 3 exons.